AUGUCGUCUGUAGCUGUCUCGGAUAACCCCGACUUUGUCCCAGUCGCCGACUGGCCUACCCUGGAAGCCAUGGCUAUCGGUUUUCGGGAACACCUUAUGCCUGCGUCCGGCAAACUACAGAGCAGAACUAUCACUCAUACAUUUGACAAUGGUAUGAAGAUCUCUCAUGAGUUCGCCGCCGACUCUUUGACAUGGACAAUCCUUGAGGGCCAAGACAAAGGCAAAUCCGGCGAGGCAGACUACGAAGCUUUUGAAGUCAGACCUGAUGUUUUUUUCAUUGACUUUCUCAAGCCUGCGUACAACGAGGUUGUCACAAUGGUAGUCGAUCUGGAAACUGGUCAGGCUAUUACUGGUGUAUCUGGUUUCAAGGAUGAAGACAAUCAACGUCGAACAUACACCGUCUUCAUGAACGCCACCCUCUAUCAAGACCAACCUGUGCAAGCAUUCUCUACCACCGAAGACCUGAUUGGCAAGCAUAUCCUCUACCGCUACAGCUCAAAGGACGCAUACGAACACCUAUACCUCAACAAGGGCACAUUCGUUUGGCACUGUCUCGCUGGAACCGAGCGAGGUAUUGCUGAUGCGGAGAAGUGCAAGAUGCUCAAGCUGCGAGAUGGAUUGUACCUUUUUUUCUGGACCGAGACAGUCAUGCCAGUUGAGAGCUUGGUUGUGAUUGAUUUGGAGCAUAUGCGAUCAACGGGGAGGUUCUACUGUUGGGAUCCGAAGCCGAGGGAGGCCGUCCAUGUCCGUUUUGGUUCGCACGCCACCGUCAUGGCAGAGACAUCGCCUAUGCAGACUUUGAGGCAGGUCUCGCAGAAUGGUUCGAUUUAG
Fusarium pseudograminearum CS3096 is the source of this 831-nucleotide messenger RNA. RefSeq lists its product as uncharacterized. Lineage: Eukaryota; Fungi; Ascomycota; Sordariomycetes; Hypocreales; Nectriaceae. The transcript has a single exon. The record is from RefSeq and is a predicted model, not a curated record. Bases 1 to 831 code for a protein of 276 amino acids.